UCUCUAUAAAAGCACACAUUACCGUCUACUUUACUUGAAGCAAUGGACCUAGGUUUGUUCUUUCAAAAGCCGCCAUGGUCAAAAUCGCUAUUGCAGGUGCAACCGGCAACGUCGCCCAAGAGGUGACCGAAGCCCUCGUCGCCACUGGAAAGCACAAGCUCCUCCUCUUGACAAGAACUGACACAGCGGAGCUUUCUUCCAACAACGCCUUUCCCAACAUCACAUGGAUCACAACGGACUAUGACGGCUUGGAUGGAUUGUCGGAAACUCUCCAAGGAGUUGACACUGUCCUAUGCUUCAUCGUCACCCACUCAGACCCGGGGAACACUGCUCAAAAGAAUCUUAUCAAUGCCUCGGUCCGUGCCGGAGUUAAACGUUUUGCGCCCAGCGAGUGGGCAACGUCCAGCUUCGAGCAUCUCCCGUGGUAUGCCGGCAAGGCAGAGAUCCGAGAGUAUCUCGCCGAGCUAAACAAAGACAAGAAGGCAAGUCACUCAGUGCUCGAGUACACCUUCUUCCAACCAGGGCAGUUCACAGACUACCUCUGCUACCCCUACAAGUCCUCCAAGCACAUUCACCCGUUCCAAACCCAGAUCGACUUUCACGCCCGCCGAGCUAUCAUUUUGGAGGACAGUGAGGACGCGCGAAUCACCUGGACUACAGCCAAGGACCUUGCAAAUGUCGUCGCCAAGGCUGUUGAGCACGAGGGCGAGUGGCCUGUUGUUGGCGGUAUCAGAGGAGACGAAGUAACCAUUGGUGAGAUUAUCGCGCUUGGUGAGAAGAUUCGGGGGGGUCCCUUCAUCGUCGAGAAGCUCAAAGCAGAAGACAUCAAAGCCGGGAUUGUCAAGAGCUCUUGGUUGCCUGUGGUUGACCACCCCUCUCUUUCUCCAGCAGCAGUUGAGGCUAUGGCAAAGGGCUUCCUUUCUGGAAUGCUUCUGGGUAUCUCUGCUGGAGUGCUGAAAGUCUCGAAUGAGUGGAAUCGGUUGCUUCCAGAUUACGAGUUCACUAGGGCCGAGGAGUUUUUGACUGAGGUCUGGGAAAGCAAGCCGUAG
Podospora pseudopauciseta is the source of this 1049-nucleotide messenger RNA. RefSeq lists its product as uncharacterized. The transcript has 5 exons. Bases 75 to 1049 code for a protein of 324 amino acids. Lineage: Eukaryota; Fungi; Ascomycota; Sordariomycetes; Sordariales; Podosporaceae. The record is from RefSeq and is a predicted model, not a curated record.